This is a messenger RNA of Necator americanus (New World hookworm), 306 nucleotides long. RefSeq lists its product as uncharacterized. The coding region runs from base 1 to 306 and encodes 101 amino acids. NCBI's taxonomy places the organism in Eukaryota, Metazoa, Nematoda, Chromadorea, Rhabditida, Ancylostomatidae. The transcript has 2 exons. The record is from RefSeq and is a predicted model, not a curated record.
AUGCCGCGUAACUGUUUUCCAUAUUUCGUUCAAAUAAAUUCUUCAACGAACUCGCACAUUUCCGAUCAUGAGCGGUUCUGCUCAAGAGAGCCACUGACGGUCUCGCGUAUUCAUGGCACACAUGACCCAACUCCCGUUGCGGGUAACGAUAUCCUUGAGAAAAUCCUUCCCGUGUUAGUGGACAUGCAAAGGGUCAGAGAAAUCGUGAUCCUUAUUGGUACGCUUUGUCCGAGUCACGUAGCUCAUGUGCCACCAUUUUCGAGAAAACUUUACUGUAACCAAGAUCAGGAAAGUGAAGAUGUUUGA